AUGCCCGACCUUCUGGCAUGCCCUGCUCUGCGCCAGACCCCCGAGCGCCUGGAGCCCAAGCGUGCAUACCGCAAGGAGAAGCUCCUCGGCAUGUCCACCGGCUCGGCUGGCUCACUGGCCAAGCGCUUCACCAGUCUCCUGCGCCCCUCUUCCUCGAAACACUCGUCGGCUGGGACACCGGUGCCGGAUGCAGGCCGGCCCUCGGCCGGUGGCCGGCCCCUCACCCGGACUCACUCGGGGAGCUCCUACUCCAGCGGCACCUUCAACCAGUAUGAGGAGCCUUCCUCCCGCAAGAGUAGCUCCUCCAGUGGCAGCUUCUUUCGCCAGCACCACCAUCACCAUCAUCAUGUCGGGCCGGACGGGGCCGGGGUCUUCCAUUCGCAGCCGUCGCUCUCGUCUCCGGGCUCGGCCCUCGGCAGCGGAUCGGCCCUGCACCAGCCGCAGCCCCAACCAUCGGCCGGUCCCUGGUUCAAGCGCAAUCACUCGGCCAGCUCGCAUCACCUGCAUGGGGGCUUUGCGGCCGGGCACACGCAAAAUGCCCUGCCCAUGGGCGACCCCGGUCCCGAGGAGCGAGCCGGCUACGCGGUGCACCCGCGCGGCCUGAGCGACACAACGGACCCCGCCUCCUCCUCCUCCUCCUCCUUGUCCUCGUCUUCCGGCGGAGCUGGCGGCUCACGCAAGCGCAGUGGCAACUGGUCUUUCAGCAUGGCUCGGUCAUCCACGCGCUCCUCCUUCAAUGAGGGAUCCUUCUCGCCUCCGGGCGGGACCUCCAUGGGCUCCGGCUGGCCCGGCGCCAGCUCCGAGCCCCGGCGCAUGUCGGAGGACUCCUCCGCGGCUUCCAUGCACACCACCAUCAUCGAGGAGCCCACCUCCGAGGGGCGAUUCGCCGGGAUCCCGGCCGGGGGGCCAUCGGCCACUACUCCGUCCACCACCGCGGCCAUGGUCGUGCCGCCGCCGUGUUCCUUCCUGCACGACCGCGAGGCCGACUUUGACGUUGCCCACACCGGCGCCGAGGGGGGCGAUCAUGGCCGGCAGGACCGGCGUGGUAGUGUCAGCAGCGCGGCCAGUGCCAGCCUCGGCCUCGGCACCGUGUCCCCCCCGCCCGGUGGACUGCAUGCCAGUGCCGAAAACCCGGCCACCUCGGCCCCGGAAAUGGACCCCGCCCUCUCCUGGAAGAAGAGGAUCUCCAUCUCGGUGAAAAAGAAGCGCCGCGACCCCGCCCUGUCGCAAUAGAUGUUUCCCCACACCCCCAUGCGGAAUAAACUUGCUUUCCUCGCA
Fonticula alba is the source of this 1278-nucleotide messenger RNA. RefSeq lists its product as hypothetical. Lineage: Eukaryota; Rotosphaerida; Fonticulaceae. The transcript has a single exon. Bases 1 to 1233 code for a protein of 410 amino acids. The record is from RefSeq and is a predicted model, not a curated record.